Molecule: messenger RNA, 867 nt
Organism: Auxenochlorella protothecoides
Lineage: Eukaryota; Viridiplantae; Chlorophyta; Trebouxiophyceae; Chlorellales; Chlorellaceae
Product: Vacuolar protein sorting-associated protein 11-like protein
Exons: 2
Coding region: 1-867 (288 amino acids)
Biological process (GO): endosome organization; vacuole organization; organelle fusion
Cellular component (GO): HOPS complex; endosome
Molecular function (GO): protein-macromolecule adaptor activity
Source: RefSeq, a predicted model, not a curated record
AUGUCGCCCCUGAACAGGAGGGGCUGGCCCCCGGGCGGCCCCCCUGCCUACGACGUCGACCAGGCGCUGGUGAGCUGCCGCGGGCGUGGAUUCGCGCCCGGCCUGGUGUUCCUGUACGAGGCGUCGGGCCUGUACCGCGAGGCGGCCGGCGUGCUGCGCGCCGCGGGCGACGCCGCCGGGCUGCUGGCGCUGUGCGAGCGCCGAGGCGACGCGCGGCAGGGGGGUGACGCCACGCUGUGGCGGGACGCGCUGGAGCACUUUGCGCGCCUGCCGGACGGGGAGGAAAGCGCGGCGCGCGUGCGCGGCGUACUGCAGCAUGUCGAGGCGCGGGCGCUGCUGCCCCCGCUCCAGGUGCUGCACAUCCUGGCGCAGAACCCGGCGCUCCGGCUGGACCUGGUGAAAGGUUACGUGUCCCGCCAGCUGGAGGCAGACAACAGGGCCAUGGCGGCGGACGUGGAGGAGGCGGAGCGGCUGGAGGAGGAGGUCGAGCGCGCGCGGCUGGCCCUGGAGCGCCUCCGCAGCGAGCCGGUGGUGUUCCAGAGCAACCGCGACGCGGCGACGGGCGCGGCGCUGGAGCUGCCCUCCGUCCACUUCAUGUGCGGCCACUCGUUCAACGCGCGCACGCUGGGCGACGACGGCGGGGGGGGCGGCGCCGGGGACGAGCCGGGGUGCCCCCUCUGCGCCCCGGAGCAUGCGCGCACGGCGGCGCUGGUGGACAGCAACCGUGCCUGGGCGGCCGACAAGGACGCCUUCUUCAAGCAGCUGCGCGCCGCGCCGGACGGGUUUGCGGUCGUGACCGAGUACCUGGGCAAGGGCGUGCUCAACGCCAGCAGUGUCUCGGUGGACGCCGGUGGGGAGGGGCGCUGA